UAAAAAAAGAUAAAGACAAGAAUCGGACAAACUCCAUCCAAGCAAAGCAAUCACUUCACUACAAGAUUUUGUGAGUUUUUCCUCUUUCUUUGUUAGCUGAGCUUGGUAUCUCAAGGUCUCAAUCUCUAACUAGGACGACAUGCCUUCUCUCUCCGUUUUCCCAUCACUCCCAUCGCUUCAAAACCCUAACUUGAGCCAACCCAAUUUCUUCAAUUUCCGCUUACCGUCGCUCUGUCACCGUCCCCUCGUCAAAAGCACUGCAACUUUUCACCGUAGAAUCCUCUGCAAAGCCUUCAGAGAUUCCGGCGAGGACAUCAAGGCGGUGCUCAAGUCCGACGACGGUGGUGGCAGCGGCGACGGCGGCGGCGACGGUGGGGGUGGGGGUGACCGGGAUGCGGAGAAGAAAGAAGGGCCCUUGCCGGAAUGGUUGAAUUUCAGUUCUGAUGACGCAAAAACGGUGCUUGUGGCUCUGGCAAUUUCGCUUGCGUUUCGAACGUUCGUGGCGGAGCCGAGGUACAUUCCUUCGCUGUCAAUGUAUCCUACAUUUGAUGUUGGAGAUCGAAUUGUUGCUGAGAAGGUUUCAUACUAUUUUAGAAAACCAUGUGCAAGUGACAUAGUGAUAUUUAAAAGCCCUCCGGUGCUUCAAGAAGUUGGAUAUAGCGAUGAUGAUGUUUUUAUAAAGCGUGUGGUUGCAAAGGCAGGUGAUAUUGUGGAGGUUCGUAAAGGGCAUCUUGUAGUUAAUGGGGUUGAGAGGAAUGAAGAGUACAUCCUUGAACCACCUGCUUAUGAGAUGAAACCCACACGUGUGCCAGAGAACUACGUCUUUGUAAUGGGAGACAACCGCAAUAACAGCUAUGACUCCCAUGUGUGGGGUCCCCUGCCAGCCAAGAAUAUCAUAGGUAGAUCAGUAUUUCGCUAUUGGCCACCAAAUAGAAUUGCUGGCACAGUUUCUAAGGAAACUUGCAGUGUUGAAACCACGCAGACGCAGGAGAGUGCGGAGACUGCUCUACCAUCUCAAUGACCACUCUGUCCAUCGAUUAUUGUAGACUGUACAACCUUUCCCAAUUUUUGUAUUCAAAGAUAUAGGAUAGGAUGUUUGCUAAGUUGAAAAACAUUUGUAAGUUUCUUCACAUUCUUCAUAUUGGUUCGUGUAAAUUAUCUAUUAAUUCAAAUAUCCAGUCAUCGUACUUUGCUUGAAGAAGUUGGUUACAGGAAAAAAUACAUGUAAAAAAAAAAAAAUACCACCAACUUUUCUUAGAAUAUAUUUUGCUUUAAGGAAUGAAAAGUAUUUACAUUAUAAAUC
Molecule: messenger RNA, 1303 nt
Organism: Glycine soja
Lineage: Eukaryota; Viridiplantae; Streptophyta; Magnoliopsida; Fabales; Fabaceae
Product: chloroplast processing peptidase-like
Exons: 5
Coding region: 140-1021 (293 amino acids)
Biological process (GO): thylakoid membrane organization
Cellular component (GO): chloroplast thylakoid membrane
Molecular function (GO): serine-type endopeptidase activity
Source: RefSeq, a predicted model, not a curated record